Messenger RNA from Colletotrichum truncatum, 411 nucleotides. RefSeq lists its product as uncharacterized. The record is from RefSeq and is a predicted model, not a curated record. Lineage: Eukaryota; Fungi; Ascomycota; Sordariomycetes; Glomerellales; Glomerellaceae.
AUGCGUUCCGGCCUCACCCAUGUCGGCCAAAUCCUGCGUGCUGAUCCGGGAAGCCUAUCGGAAGAUGAUCGUCGUCUUUUGUACGCGACAAUGAGCGACUCGCGAUACCAGAAGGCAUGGAAGUCGUCUCCUCGGCGACAAAAGCCACGAUCCCAGCUUCUCAGACCACAGCGGCAGCCACAGUUACACCAAGAUCAGGACCAGGACGAAGCCUAUGACCAGCAUCAACAGGGCGAGUUCGCUUCAGUGGAAGAGGUGACUGAAGAGUUGCUUAAAGUCGUCGAACAACAAAAGCAGCAUUUGCUAGCGGCUGUUGAGUGCGAGGUUCGCAUCAAGGAGCUGUGGUGGUAUCGCCAUGCGAUGGAGGAGAAGGGAAAGGAGAAGGAGAAGGAGAAGGAAGGAGGUGAUUGA